UUCCAAACAUUUUUUAAGUAACCAUUGUGGUCUAAAACAGUUCUUUGCUCAUUCUUUGCUUAUUCUUCUUGAAAAAAAUUUACUGCUAAAUUAGCUCCACCCAAUGGUCAAAAUGAAACACCGUCCAGGAGAAGCAGAACAAUGUUUUUAAUGUUAAUGAGCUGGACCUUUUUGUUAGAGCUUCUCUUUUAGAUAAUAGCAAACAUUGUUACAUGGAUUAACAAUAUUCAAAACAUGUAGUCAAUUAUUAUUGUAUUUCUAAACAAAUGUGUCAAAAUGUGUAAACUCAAACUUUAAUUGAAUCAAAUUGAAUUGAGAAACUGAAGGAAUAAAGACCCAAAAAAAAAAGAAUUGUUCUAUCCAGGCUCUGGUGACUCAAACUGAAUCGAUUCUGGUAAUUAUUAUGUAAACCCUCCUACUUUUUUGGCCUCAUCACAUUUCGGGUCAUAUAAUCAUGGAUCCUGGUUCUCUUCAUGUCACAGUCAGACUGGAGUAGAAAUAAACUGGGAGAGAGAUCUUGAUUUAAAUGUACUUGUUGAAUAGAAGGACCAUGAGCCAAAUUUCAGAUCAAUUUUUCAUAUAUUUUACCAUUUCAAGACAUAUCCAAGUCAAGUUCUUUUUCAAUUAAUCACAAACAUUGUUGCAGUUGCUUAAAUGUCUCUUUUCUUUUAGCACAUGCUGGAGUGUUUUUGUUUAUUUAUGUGUAUGCUCAUCUUUUUCUAGUCUUUUCUGACUCUGCUAGUCACAACAUAGUCCACUCUCGAUGUCUGUAAUCUGAUCACAACUUAAAUAGACUUUUAAUAAAUAUAGUGAAGGAACAGUAAUUAAAAUGUUCUCAAGAUUCUUCUUCUUCUUCUUUUCCUUUCGGCUUUUCCCUUCAGGGGUCGCCACAGCGAAUCAGUUUCCUCCAUCUAAGCCUGUCUUCAGCAUCCUCCACUCUAACACCAGCCACCUUCAUGUCUUCAUUCACUGCAUCCAUAAACCUCCUCUUUGGUCUUCCUCUAGACCUCUUUCCUGGCAGCUCUAGACUCAGAAUCCUUCUACCAAUAUAUAAAAGGAUUAUAAUGCAAAAUUUAUUGAUUUGACAGUGUAAAAAAAAAAAAAUAUCAAACAAAAACUUUUUCACAAAAAAUUCGAAAUACAUAUUGAUCCCUUUAUUUUCAUUGCAUUAAUCAUAACGAAUAAUAGCAUUCAUUUACCUAAAUUUGUAUAAAUGAUUAAAAAUGUUUACAAAAUUUUUGACUGGUAUUGCAGCACUCUAUCGCCCUCUGGUGGUGACACAUUAAACUCCAAAACAAAUAAGUAUAAAUUGAUAUUUUAAAAUCUGAAAGAAAUAUAUUAUUCCCCGAUAACGUUUCUUUAAUUAUGGAGUGUUGUUGAGAAAAUCAAAGACUGGUGUAAAAGAAACUAAUAGUCAUUGAGUAUUAAAAAAAACAUGAAAUGAUAUUGAGUGACAAUCAUUAAUAUGGAGGAGAAUUAAACCUACAGAACAACAAAAGACUGUCUUGAUGAUAACUUAAGUGGAAUAUUUCAUGUUAUUCCUGAAUCAAUGAAAAUAGUCAACCAAAUUUAUUUAUAUUUAAAGGUAAAAUGUAUUAUACAUUUCUGAUUACACCUGCUGCCUUGUGGUAGAGUUCGGUCUACUUUUAGAAAAUACAUUUCACUUUUAGAUCGCAAUGAAGCUUUUUUUUUUUUAUUUUGCAGCAAAAAAAAAAAAAAAAUAUAGAAGUGUAGAAACAUUUUCCAAAUUUGGGAGAUUUCCUUUUUAAAACCUACUUCUGCUAGUUUGUUUUUGAAUUUGUAUGUGUGCUUUACCACAAGUGUCUUUGAAUUGUAUAAGUAUUUUAGUUAAAUGUGAAAUUAUAUUUUUCUGAAAUGUUGACAUGUUUGCACUUCCCAGCCAGCAUAUAAAAUGACUCAAAUUAUGACUAUGUUUGAAACCAAUACUAUUUAGAGCUUGUGGCUUCUGGUUAAUGUAGCAUUACAUUUACAGCACUCUGCUGUUUUUAAAAAUGGAAAAGAUAGGAAUAAAAAUCAAUCAUUUUCUAAAGAGAAUUUUCUCUGGCUAUUUUUAGAGAGUCUGUUUUGGUUCAUGCUCCUUCCCUCUGGCAUCCUAACACUUAUAAUUACUCUCAUAAUUACAAAGAGUGAGAUCAGUUAAACAAGCCUGGACAGAAAAUGUGAAGCUGAGUAAAUGGCAGGUCCAGAUUUUACCUGAGGCAUCAGCAGUUUAUGUAAACUUUUACACUUGUGUAUUCAUUCAGCUUUUGUCUUUACUCAAAGAAAGUACAGGUUAGAAGAACCAUUUUUCCCAUGGUUCCUUUGAGUUCUCAGAAAAUCAAUUUUCAUAUAAUAAUGAAGUAUUUAUCUCAUGCACUUUCAUAGUUUUCAACAUGACAAACCUUCGUCGUAUUCCCCCACCCCUAGUUUUCCAAAACUUUCUCCGUCCUGAUCCUUCCCUCCCAUUCCUUCUCGCUCCAUAUCGGAGAGCUUCCUUUGCUCUGCAUAUUCCCGUGUCACACUUCCAAAGUGGAGCUCAGAUGGGAAUCCCUGAAGUUCUGGUCAUUGCAGUUUGCCUGUUGGCUCCAGCAGUGUGUGCUGGCGUGGGAAUGCUGGGAUGCAGCAACAUGAAGCAUUUGGAGAAUGGGCAGACUUUCUUCCGCUACGGUGGACUUCUGGUGACUUUCCGCUGCAAUCCUGGCUUCAAACUUCACGGAUACAAAACCAACAGCUGUCUCUCUGGAAUCUGGUCACGAGACCUCCCAGUUUGUGUUGGGUCCGGCUGCUCCGUCCCCGGGCUGCUCAUGCAUGGAACCAUCCACAUGAAUGAGGAUGGCUCCUGGGUGGAGUUCAGCUGUAAUAAUGGCUUUCGCCUUCAUGGGCCCUCAAAGCUGUACUGCAGGGGCCACAGUUGGAAUGGAACAAACCCAGUAUGCAGAGAGUGGGACAUAAACAUGGACCAAACCCUGCAGAUUCAGCAACACUUGGACAACCAGGCUCCCAGUCUUUCCAAAACACCCGACCUGAUAUCUAGUCUGUUGACUUCCAAGCAAGCUAGCAGUGAGAAAACCAAAACUUACCUGAGGGAAGUCAGUGCUGAAGAUGUGGACCACACUGUCCCAUCCACCUCGUCAUUCACUUCAGGAAAAGAGCCCCAAGAGUCAUUUUCCAUCACUCAUGCACCAGAUGUUACAGACUUCACGGGUUCUGUUCUAAGGCAAACUUCAAACCGUCACUACUCCAAGUCUCCCAUGACUGUAUUGAACGAGCAUGCUUCACUUCCAGAUAAUCAAACUGUUUUGGAAACAGCUACAGGUACAGAUGAAGCUCAGCACCAGACUCAAACUCAGCACCUGGAUAACAACAAAUCCCCAGAUGGACAAUAUCCUCCGAUUUCUGUUCACCCGGCAUCAACCAGUUCUUCCUCUUCUGCAUCGCAUGCAGACUCACUUCCUCUAAGCUCCAUCUCCACUCAGCCUCCUCUACCUCCCAGUUUCACCGUCCCUUCCACCCCCUUCAACAACACUGACUCUCUUUUCAUUGGGAACCACAUUCACUUUAAAAACCUCACCGUCCAACUUUACCACAGGAGGUGGCCGGCAUGUCCAUACCCACCUGUUCCUGCUCACGGGACGUUUUACAUUCGAAACAUAGACAAUCCUAACCCCGGAGAGUUCAGGUAUUAUAUAGAAUACGUCUGCUCUCCAGGUUAUACUCUGGUUCAUGGGGACAGGCACAACUACUGCCAGCAAGGAGGCAACUGGAGCGGGACCACACCUGUGUGUCUGGAGCUGAAUCCAUGUGCUGAGAACAACGGAGGCUGUUCCCAGCUCUGCUCCUACUCCCGGAUCUACAACCAGAACUUAAACCAAAUGCAAACCACAACUCAGUGUCACUGCAGGCCUGGAUUUGCUCUGCAGGAAGAUGGACGAACAUGCAGAGAUGUUGACGAGUGUCUGCUGCCUGCUGCUGCCACCGGCUGCAUGUUCGGCUGCGUUAACACUGCUGGGAGCUUCCACUGCCAAUGUCCACCCGGCCACAGCAAACUAACCGCAGACGGCCUCUGCCACGAUACAGACGAGUGUGUUGCCAACCAGGGGCUUGGACCUUGUAUGCAUCAAUGCCACAACUCAGCAGGGUCCUACAGAUGCUCCUGCACAUUUGGUUACAUUCUGGCUGCAGAUGGACACGACUGUCUUCCGGAAUGUCCAUCUGGAUACAGGAAAUUUACUGCUGCGCCUCCUGAAAACAUGACUGUGCAGCCUUUGAAGGGGAAAUGUGUGGACAUCAAUGAGUGCUUGGAGGAGAUGUGCGAGUGGCGGUGUGUGAACCUACCGGGCUCCCACCGCUGCAUCUGCCCCCGUGGAUACACCCUCCAGAGGGAUGGACAACACUGCACGGACAUUAAUGAGUGCAACCAGAAGAACGGAGGCUGCUCCCAUCAUUGUGUGAACCGAGGAGGAGGAUAUAAAUGCUCCUGUCCAGCUUCUCAUCGCCUGUCUCCGUUCAACUGGAGGAAAUGCUCAGCAAAGACAAACACUGCUGGCUGAGCGGUGGAGCUCGUCUGGGCCGACUCAGAACUGCACCGUCCAGUCUCUGAAUAUGCUUAAGAUUUGAUGUGCAGGAUUUUUCCUGUUCUGCUCUUGAAUGAAAUAAUAAAUUGUUAAUACUUUUAAAUUUGUUAAAUCAUUAUUAGCUAAAACGUUUUUGAAUGAAACAGCUGCUUGAUCUUAUGUCCAUAAUAGAACAAGCAGCACAGAGAUGAUGGAGAACAUUUCAGACUAGGAGUAAGCAGAAAAUGAAGAAGCACAAAUGUCCAACUGAAUCAGAAUACUUGAAUAUUUUCUGGAACAUUCAAGAGAUCACUGGAGCAAAGGGAUCUUUGGUUAAAUCGUGAAGAUUCGUUUCAUUUUUGGAUUUUCAUAAGACGAGAUUUUAACUCUUAAGACUUUCGGAAAUAUGUCAGU
Oryzias melastigma (Indian medaka) is the source of this 4967-nucleotide messenger RNA. RefSeq names its product sushi, von Willebrand factor type A, EGF and pentraxin domain-containing protein 1. The coding region runs from base 2394 to 4550 and encodes 718 amino acids. Lineage: Eukaryota; Metazoa; Chordata; Actinopteri; Beloniformes; Adrianichthyidae. The record is from RefSeq and is a predicted model, not a curated record. Gene Ontology annotation, molecular function: calcium ion binding. The transcript is spliced from 9 exons.